This is a messenger RNA of Sphaeroforma arctica JP610, 2286 nucleotides long. RefSeq lists its product as hypothetical. The record is from RefSeq and is a predicted model, not a curated record. Lineage: Eukaryota; Ichthyosporea; Ichthyophonida. The coding region runs from base 1 to 2286 and encodes 761 amino acids. The transcript is spliced from 14 exons. Gene Ontology annotation, cellular component: cytoplasm. Gene Ontology annotation, molecular function: guanyl-nucleotide exchange factor activity.
AUGCUCGAAACUGAACAAACAUACGUCGAUUCCCUGUAUGACAUGGAAGGCCUGUUGAACGAAUGUCUGUGCUUCGUUAAACCAAACGGACCUUUUCAUAGAGUAGACAUUGAGCUACUUUUUGGCAACGUGGCCGAGUUGUACGUCUUCCACCUGGACCUCCUGGAACGGCUCAACUCAUGUAUAGACUAUCCGUGGUUUGCUGGCACAUUCUUCAACGAUUCUGCUGAGGAAAUGAUGAAGCUAUAUAUCACCUACUGCUCGAAUAGCUCGGCAGCCUUGGAAGCGCUCACGUUACUGUCGCAGGAUAAUGAGAUGUCUGCUAUAAUUGGCAAGCUGCUGCAAGCCAAGCAGAAGCCGUUGGGUUUAGGGCCAGAGAUCCUGAAACCCGUGCAGAGAAUUUUGAAAUAUCCACUGCUCCUGAGGGAGUUGACCAAAUAUAGUGAACAAGGGGAAGACGGAUACGACGACGCAGUCGAGGCGAUGGACAAGAUUAACACAGUGGCAGAUUACAUAAACAACCGCAAAGCCGCCGACGAGAAACUUCAGAGAGUCGUGUCUAUCAAGGACAAGCUCGAUCACUUUGAUGAGGACCUCUUAUCAUAUGGGUUAUUGAUUAUGGAAGCGUCGGUGCGCGUGAGCAUAGGGGGCCGACGCCCGGGCGAAAGGAAAAUGCAUGUGAUGGAAAAAUGUAUACUAUUGGCGAAACAGGACUACUCUGGGAGGAUGAACUUCAAAGAUCUCCUACUGAUAGAUAAGACCGAAGUCAAUAGAUCGCAGCACGACCCAUCCACGUUUGAACUGCUGACCAAGGAGAUGAAGAAUAAUAAAACCGGCAGAAACCCGGCAGAGGGUAAAGUGAAGACGUAUAAAGUGUCUUGCCGGACAUCCGCAGAAUGCAAGGCGUUGACGAAAGCGAUACAGAAACUAACGGAGAGUAGUUUAUUAAACUUUCUUGCGGCGAAAAGUCAACCGAAGUCGGCUGUUGAGGAAAAUGAAGCGACAAAAUACCUGGACCUCGAUGCUAUCGAAAGGAGGGAGCGGAGGUUACGGGAGCUAAGGAGCAAGAAGACGUCAGUGCGAUCCGGAUUAGGAAUGGGAAAGAAAAUCACACACCUAUCAAUACAAGACUUGGGUAGCCGCAAAACCACCAGUUCACCCCUUGUUCGAUCCAAAAUCGCCGCCUCAAGUCCGGCACUUUCGAGAGAUUCCCCGAAGAGCAUUAAGAAGAGUAAAACACUCGGCGCGGGCAACCGACCCGAGUCACCGGACCGACGAUUAUCGCAACAGCACAUUACUGGAUUAGGACCGCCCACAUCCUCUGCACCAAUACAUAAGAUGACGUCUGAGAACGCCAUCCCCAAUUGGGGAGCGCCUCACCUGGCGGAACAAAACCAGAGGACUUCAUCGCCUGUUCCUGCGUCAAUUAGGAAUUCAAUGCCCCCUCCAUUGCCCCCUGCGAGAAAACCAAACAAUGGACAAUCCGACGAUGAUACGUCCACCAUGUCGGAUCAAAGUUAUACCACCACAACCACAGCGUACAACGAUCAAGACUCGGAAUUUGAUACUGAUGAGGCGGAGUCUGAUUUUGAAAUUUUGAUUAAUGAGGAUUUAUCAGACACGAAGGGAUACGCAAGGCCGCCUUCGUAUCCACCCGCAGGACCACCCCCCAGUAAUGACUGCAUAGCGGUUCCCGCAUGCCGAGAACCAUUUACAAAAUUCUCAUACUCCGACCCUCUUAACUACCACAGCAUACCACAACCCGUACCACCAGAACGUCACCUCCAGCCGCGAAGAGAUUCCAACUCGGAUCGAUCAGUUCCGCCAGAAGUGCCCCACACCAAGCCACGACGACCAUCAGCACCAAGCUUACCUUCAGAAAGCGUUCCCAAGCAACGGGCGCGUGCAGGCUCACACACCCCCCCACCCAUAGCACCCAAACCAAAGGUACCCCCCACGGUGAUAGCCCAUUUGCACCGCAAACCAACAGUGAAGGCCCCCGCACCCCCCGAGCCCACCACCGCACACCCGGAGCCCACCACCGCACACCCGGAGCCCACCACCGCACACCCGCCUAUAAGUAAACCACCUGGUAGUAGUAAUGGUACUAGCCAAUCGCCCAGCUAUGGGAAUAGCCCAACCAAUGCACGCUUGGCCGGCGGGACUAGCAGUCCGAGCCCCAUGGAGGGGGCGACAACUAGCGAUGCCGGUGCGACCAGGCGUAAAAGCCAGCCUCACUCGCCCAGGGCGCUGGCACCUAAACCACCAAAGCUGACGCUAUCGUGA